CCCUUCCCGGCGGAAGCGGGGCGCUGUGCGGAUGGAGGAGCGGCGCUACCGCUCGGCGUCGGGGGCGCCGCUGGCGCUGCGGUGCCGCCAGCACAGCGCUUCCUGCCGGGAGCUGGCCGUGCGCUGCCCCCGCCUGCAGCUCCGCUCGCUCAGCGCCGUCACCUCCGCCGUCUGGCUGGCGGCCUACGGGCUCUUCGUGCUGUGCCAGAACAGUAUGGUGCUUUCUGCCGCUAUAUUCCUCACGCUGAUCGGCCUGAUCAUCUACCUGCACUUUGUGAAAAUUGACCAGGAAUCCCUACUGGUCAUCGGCUCCCUUGGCAUUCAGGUGACUUCAUCCUACGCUUCAGGGAAAGAGAGCACAACCUUCAUUGAGAUGAGCCAAGUGAAGGACGUGGUUAUCAAUGAAGCCAUCCAUAUGCAAAAAGUGAUCUAUUACCUGUGCAUCCUCCUGCAGGACCCCCAGGAUCCUCAGGGAGUGUCUGAGGUUGUGCCGCUCUUUCAGAGUUCCCAACCACGUCUGGACUGCUUGAUAGAAGUGUACAAAAGUUGUCAUGAAAUCCUUGAUCAGAGGAAGGCAGCUUCACAAUCAGAUGGAGUAAAAUAAUUUAACAGAUAAUCAAGAUGGAAAAUUUGCAGCAGGACUUGAAGAGAUGUAUGGAAAAGCAAGCAAAUCUGACCUGUGGCUUUUUAAAAUGUUUAGAAUGUGAUGCAGUUGUAAGAAUGACAUUAUUGCUAACAGCCUGCAGAGACUCACAGAGCUGUUGCAGAAGAUGUCAGCUGAAGCACACAAGUGAACCUAGAAAUUGACUGUUAUGAAAGCAAGUGAGCAAAACAGAAUCAGACAGAAGAGAUUUUUCUGUGCAUCUCCGGAAAAAAGUAUGGCAAGAGGAGACAAGAAUAUGCAACACAUGUUUACUCUUCCGUGGAUCCAAGAAUUCAGAUAAACACAAAUAGUAACUUUGGGCAGACAGAAAAGAGUACCUCGGGGUUUGGGUUUUUUUUUUUUAAGUUUCUUUUCCUUUCUUGGAAAGGUUAUCAAAACAGAGGGGAACUCCAGAUAAUGACAGAAAAUGAAAAUGUACUGUUGCUUUGAUUUAUAUUUAUGGAAUUAAACAUAGCAGAGCAUACUUCAGUUUCUUCAGGAAUCUGCUUGAAAGAGUCCCAUGGUAUGGGACCCUAGAGAGAAGAGUCCAAGAUCGAUACUCAGGGAUCACCUCCUCCAAGGACAUGGGUAGUCCAUCCCAACAAGUAAAAAGUUGAGCAAAAAUGGCAAGAGGCCUGCAUGAAUGAACAAGUUAUUCCUGGCAAAAUUCAAAUGCCAAAAGGUAGAAGUGAGGACAGGUAGUCUGGGAGCAAUAGAUAGACUGUCCAAGCAUGCAAGGCAUGUGGUUAGGGGAGCCAAAGCCUAUCUGGAAUUGAAUUUUUCUAGGAAUGCCAAAGGCAACAAAAAGGCCUUCUGUGAGUACUCGAGUAACAAAAAGGCAAGGAAAACGUGAGCCCACUGCUGAAUGGUGUAGAGGUGUGAUAACACAGGACCUGGAAAAGAACGGGGUAUUGAAUGCCUUUGUCAUUUCAGUCUUUACUAGAAAGACAAGACUUCAGAAAUCCAAGGAUGCAGAUAGCGAGGGAAAGUUCUGGAGCAAGGAAGACCCUUGAUGGCAGAGGAUCAGGCUAGAAAAUACUUAAGCAAACUGUGUGGAGUUUGCUAAUGACACAAUCUCAGAGGAGUGGCUGAUAUGCCAGAGACGUGUGCUGCCAGCCAGAGGGACCCAGACAGGCUGGAGAGGUGGGCAUGCAGGAACCUCUUGUAGUUCAACAAAGGGUCCAGCACCUGGAGAGGAAUUACUCUGUGCUGUUCCUUCCAGUACAUGCUGGUUCUUUUUCGGAAAAGGACCCGGGGGGUCACAGUGGACACCAAGUCGAACAGGUGCCAGCUGUGUGUCCUUAGUACAAAAAGGCUAAGAGUGUCCUGGGUUGCAUGGGAGAUGCAUUGCUGGCAGUUCAGGGGAAGGGAUCCCUCCCCUCUCCUUAGUACUGGUAAGACCACACCUGAAGUGUGCAUCCAUUUUUGGGCUCUCCAGUAUGUGGACAGUGAAGGGCUACUUGCAUAGGUAUGGAGCUGGAACCUGAAGAAAGACUGGAAGAGCUAGGGCUGUUAAGCCUAGAGAAAAGAGGGUUUGGGGGCAAUCAUAUAUAUAAGUCCCUAAUGGGAGGUUGUAAAGAAGAUGGAGUCAAACUUUUUGGGGUUUGGACCAGAGGUCCCUUCCAACCUCAUCCAAAAGAGCCAGAUCAAUUACUAUGAGAAUAUGAAAGAAAUAUGUUGUUUAAAAUCAUAAUAAUGACUAUGUGAAUAAAGUAACUUAAUGUGGAGAAA
Gallus gallus (chicken) is the source of this 2374-nucleotide messenger RNA. It is a transcript of the gene PIGH, whose product is annotated as phosphatidylinositol glycan anchor biosynthesis class H. Gene Ontology annotation, cellular component: glycosylphosphatidylinositol-N-acetylglucosaminyltransferase (GPI-GnT) complex. Gene Ontology annotation, biological process: GPI anchor biosynthetic process. The coding region runs from base 32 to 604 and encodes 190 amino acids. Lineage: Eukaryota; Metazoa; Chordata; Aves; Galliformes; Phasianidae. The record is from RefSeq and is marked validated. The transcript has 4 exons.